AUGCAUAUCAUCAAGCCAGUCUGGCUCACUCACGGAGGCGAACGGAAAGACUUCGAGGUCUAUAGUUGUGAUGUAUCGCCUGAUGGAAAGAGACUGGUGACUGCCGCUGGAGAUGGAUACGUUCGGAUCUGGUCUACAGAGGCCAUUUACAACACCGGCAACCCCGAGUUCGCCGAUAAGCCGAAGCAGCUUGCGUCGAUGAGCAACCACUCUGGCACAAUUCACACGGUUCGCUUCUCACCGAAUGGAAAAUAUCUUGCUUCGGGAGCGGAUGAUAAAAUAGUUUGCGUUUACACUCUUGAUGCUAACCCGCCAACACACUCGACAUUCGGCUCCGACGAAGCACCUCCAGUCGAGAACUGGCGCACUAUCCGGCGAUUGAUCGGCCAUGACAACGACGUCCAGGACCUGGGGUGGUCGCACGACUCAUCGAUUCUGGUUUCCGUCGGUCUCGACUCGAAAGUGGUUGUGUGGUCAGGACACACUUUUGAAAAGCUGAAGACGAUAUCGGUUCACCAGAGUCAUGUCAAAGGCAUCACUUUCGACCCAGCAAACAAGUACUUUGCUACCGCCAGUGAUGAUCGCACUGUUCGCAUCUUCCGAUUCACCUCUCCAGCCCCCAAUUCUUCCUCUCACGACCAAAUGAACAACUUCGUCCUCGAGCAGACCAUCUCCGCCCCAUUUGCGAACUCCCCACUGACUGCAUACUUCCGACGCUGUUCAUGGUCACCUGACGGAAUGCACAUUGCGGCUGCAAAUGCGGUCAAUGGCCCCGUCAGCUCGGUUGCGAUUAUCAACCGUGGGUCUUGGGACGGUGAUAUCAAUCUCAUUGGCCAUGAAGCUCCCGUUGAGGUCUGCUCCUUCUCUCCCCGAUUAUAUUCGAGGGAGCCGAUCAAUAAGAAUCAGCCUGAUGGACAUGCGGCGCAUCAUAUUACUGUUAUUGCGUGCGCGGGUGCAGACAAGUCGCUAAGCGUUUGGAUUACGAGCAAUGCUCGCCCGAUCGUGGUCGCUCAGGAAAUGGCUGCCAAGUCGAUGUCGGAUUUGGCUUGGAGUCCUGAUGGCAAGUGUCUUUUUGCUACCGCUCUGGAUGGUACCAUUGUCGCAGCUCGGUUCGAGGAUGGCGAGCUGGGCUAUGCCGUAGAGAUGGAGGAGAACGAAAAGUCCCUGACCAAGUUUGGAACGAACCGCAAGGGCGCCGGUAUUACUGAAACCACCGAUGGAUUGUUGCUGGAAGAAAAGAGUAAAGCUGGUGAGAUCAAGGGAGUCGAGGGCCGCAUGGGUGCACUGAUGGGAGAUGGCCAUGCAGCCGCUGAACCUGCUGUGAAUGGCGGAUCAGCACCGCAGCCAUCGAACGGUACAACUCCCGCUCAAGCACCUUCUCCUGCGGCAGACACAAACAAGACCCAGACAAACGGGACUGGAUCAACACCGAAUGCCUCCGUGUCUGAGAAGGAUAAACCUGAUCCUUACCAGGCUAAGCUAGAAAGACUCAAGCAGCGUCCGACAUACACAAAAGAGGGCAAGAAGCGUAUUGCCCCUCUCCUUGUCUCUGGGGCUGGAGCUGGCGAGUCUUCUCUCCCUCAAGCUCGCCUCAUGGCUUCAGUCAGCAGCCAGGUGAAAGCCGAUGCUCCCACAUCUCUCGUCGACCUCUCGAAACCAUUUGACGGCUUGCCUAAAGGUGGUUUAACUGCUCUUCUGCUCGGCAACAAGCGCAAGCUUGCCCAGCUCGAGGGCGAUGAAGACGGCCAGGCUGAGAAACGCGUCGCUGUAGCAAGCCAAAAUGGUGCGACGCCGAUCCUGGCCAAUACUCCCGAUGGUCUUCUCCCCGCUCAAGUGCAGCCUGGGGCCAACGGCCAGCAACAAACCCCAGAUUUCAUCCGUCCUGCAGUUAUCAACCCUUGCAUGUCGGUCAGCCAGCUUCGUCUGGCCGUCCCCAAAAUCCGCACCCACAUACUACGCGCGCUUGAUGCAAGUGGGAAGCCUACCGAGCCGCCAGCUCCUGGCGGAGGAGACUCGAGUACCAAGUCACGAGUGGAUGUGGUAUUCGAGGCUCGCAAUCCUUCAUUGGCCAGCUUGACCGGCCGGGCCGUGGACCGCGAACCGGUGCGUCUCACACUCUUUCGUGGAGAGCAGCCAUUAUGGCAAGAUUUCCUCCCCCGCUCUGUUCUCCUCGUAACAGGAAACCAAAGCAUGUGGGCCGCUGCCUGUGAAGACGGAUCAGUCUAUCUCUGGACCCCAGCAGGUCGCCGGCUUGUCAGCGCAUUAGUACUGGAAGCACAACCCGUCAUUCUGGAAUGCAACGGCCCUUGGAUCCUAUGCAUCUCCUCCGUGGGUAUGUGUUACGUCUGGAACGUGAAGCAUCUCUCUUCUCCCCACCCUCCCGUCUCCCUCCAACCCGUCCUCGACGCCGCCAUCCACACACUAGGCGCGAACCCCACCGCUGCACCGGCAAUCACAGAUGCACGCAUUAACUCCGAAGGCCGCAUCGUCGUAUCAUUGACCAAUGGCGAAGGCUACUCCUACUCUCCAUCUAUGUACACAUGGCAGCGCAUCUCAGAAGCUUGGUGGGCCGUCGGCAGCCAGUACUGGAACUCAACAGAGGCCCCUGUUAGUAACCUUCAGGCAAGAGAUGCCCAGCAAGAUACCAAGGACGCCAAGGCAGCCGUAUCUGCUGGUAUCAUCCCCUUCCUUGAACGCAAUACCACGAACGUAACCCUUCUACGUGGUCGUGCGUAUUUCUUGCAACGACUCGUCAAGGUCUUGCUAUCCCGAGAAGGCUACGAAACCUUCGAAUCAAGUGUUUCCAUCGCCCAUCUCGAGAACCGACUCGCUGCUGCAUUGUCUCUAGGCUCUAAGGAAGAGUUCCGCCUAUACCUGAAUAUGUACGCCAAGCGCAUCGGCGCGGAAGGAUUAAAGAUGAAGGUCGAAGAGCUACUCAAGGGCUUAAUCGGCGGUCUGUUCGAAGACGAUGAAGGCACCGAAUCUAUCACAAAGCUCCAAGUUAACGAGCGCGAAGGCCGGAGUUGGCGCGAAGGCUCACAAGAUCUAUGUGGUUGGCCACGGGAAACUUUACUGAAGGAGGUGAUCCUGGCUCUUGGCAAAUACCGCGAACUCCAGCGCGUCACUGUUCCAUAUGCUAAACUUCUGGAUAUGGUGGACCGCGUGGAUGGCGAUGCAAUGGAUCUAUGA
Penicillium atrosanguineum is the source of this 3189-nucleotide messenger RNA. It is a transcript of the gene hir1, whose product is annotated as putative histone transcription regulator Hir1. Lineage: Eukaryota; Fungi; Ascomycota; Eurotiomycetes; Eurotiales; Aspergillaceae. Gene Ontology annotation, molecular function: protein binding; nucleosome binding. The record is from RefSeq and is a predicted model, not a curated record. Bases 1 to 3189 code for a protein of 1062 amino acids. Gene Ontology annotation, cellular component: nucleus; HIR complex. Gene Ontology annotation, biological process: regulation of DNA-templated transcription; DNA-templated transcription; chromatin remodeling. The transcript has 5 exons.